This is a messenger RNA of Exserohilum turcica Et28A, 2037 nucleotides long. RefSeq lists its product as uncharacterized. Lineage: Eukaryota; Fungi; Ascomycota; Dothideomycetes; Pleosporales; Pleosporaceae. Gene Ontology annotation, molecular function: lipid binding. Gene Ontology annotation, cellular component: ERMES complex. Gene Ontology annotation, biological process: phospholipid transport; mitochondrion organization. The record is from RefSeq and is a predicted model, not a curated record. The transcript has a single exon. Bases 140 to 1972 code for a protein of 610 amino acids.
CCCGUCCCAGCGUUGGUGUAUCGUGUGAUCGCAUGCCAAAUGCACGCGACCGCACCAUCACCUGCAAAACUACUGCUCCCCGCGCGGUAACGUCGACGCCUCGCCCUGAGCCCCCGACGAGCACUCGCCCUCGACGACCAUGGCCUUCAACUUCAACUGGUCGCCGCUCAUCGCCGACACCUCGCGCGCACGCGACAUGCUCACCACGGCCCUAAACAAGUCGCCCAAGCCCCCCAUCAUCGUCGACGACAUCAUUGUCACCGAGCUGAACCUGGGCUCCACCCCGCCCGAGCUGGAGAUACUCGAGAUUGGCGACCUGGCCGAGGAUCGCUUUAGGGGCAUCUUCAAAAUGUCGUAUGCCGGCGACGCCUUCCUGACCCUCAAGACAAAGGUCCAGGCAAAUCCCCUCAAGACAUACCUGUCCAACAAGCCGGACUUUGCCUCGCCACAGCCCCUGGCCGCCGCAUCGGGCCUGACCAUUCCGCUGCAAAUCACCCUGUCCAACAUCCGCCUGUCCGGCUUCGUCAUUCUCGUCUUCUCCAAGCAAAAGGGCCUGACGCUCGUCUUCAGAAACGACCCUCUCGAGUCGCUCAAGGUUUCGUCGACGUUUGAUUCCAUACCCUUUGUGCGAGACUACUUGCAAAAGGAGAUUGAGGGCCAAUUGCGCGUUUUGUUCAUGGAGGACUUGCCCGCCAUCAUACACAGGUUAUCGCUACGCAUGCUCUCGCCAGAGUACCGUGAGAUCGAGACAGAAGAGCGCUUGGAAGCUGCCAAUGACACCACGGCUGCCAUCGACCCUCUGGCGUCACCCCCUCAAGAUGCCGUCGACGCUUUUGGCAAUCCCCUGGACGAAGCCCAAAUCUCGGCCCUGUCCCUCGACUCGGGCGAAAUCCACGCGUCCUUCUCGCAGAAGAACAUCCUCCGGCUGGCUGCUCUCUCCGAAUCCCAACGAACCCUGUCGCUCUUUACGCCCGGCAUACGCGAUGCCGUUUUCCGAGCAUGGGCAGGCCAUCCGGACCGGCCCGAAUCAGGAGCUGCCACCCCGGCCCUCACGCAGGGUAGUCUGUCCAGGAUCCAGUCGACGUUUGGCAGCCUAAAGUCGGGCGCGUCCUCGGUUGCAUCUGAUAGCACAGGUAAUGAGACACUCAGCUCACGGCCGACCAUAGCUUCAUCCUUUUCGUCGUCCGCCGGACUUAGUCUCGGCUCCACUCGUUCGCGCGCUGGUGGCAUGCGGAAACGGAAGAAGCGCGUCGUCGACCUACGGAAAAAGGACACUCCAGACUCUGGUGUAUCUACCGGCGAGAAUACGCCAUUGCAGAGCGCAUACACAUCCGAGACAUCAAGUGUCAUACCCGAAGAGAGGGAGGUAGAGGAAGACUUGGUUACUCCGCCAAGGAGCCCUGAACAGCCAAGUAGGCGCUUUGAAAGUAGGCGCGGGAGUCUCGAUGUUGGUACGCCUAAACGGAUCCCUGAAGAGCCACCCACGUUUGGGCCUCUUGCCCCUGCGCCGGAGCUCUCAGAAGCACCCAAAUCCACAAAGUCAAAGCGAUCGACAGCGCCACCACCGCCAUCAUCGCUGCCACUCGGCCACCUCGAAGACCCUUUCAUAUCCCGAUCAUCCCGACGCCCGCCAAUCUCCCGCCACAAGCUGCGGCAGGCACAACAAUCCACCUCUCCACUCCUACGUUCCUUGUCCUUUGACAAGGUCUCAUCCCUCUCUGCUCUUUGCUCGCCUCCCCGUACCUCUUCACCACCUAAUAUCGACGUUGCGUCCACUUCCGGAGGGAUCCUCCAGCAAGCCUGGAUGCAGAAAAUGGCACAGGAUAUUGCGCGAAAGAUGCAAGAAGAAAAGGAUCGGUCGUCGCGGCAGCGGCCGUCGAACCAUUCCCGCACAAAGACUGCCCCUGUGAUGAGGGGAGGCUUUUGGCAGAGCGAAGAUGAGAUUGAGGCGCCACCAGCUUACGUGGCCUAGGCCACGUCAAAAGGUGUGAUGAAGUUAUGAGCCAUGAAUUUGUCAUGACGAGCGGUUUUUGUUUU